This is a messenger RNA of Miscanthus lutarioriparius, 1443 nucleotides long. The record is from the annotation of a GenBank genome assembly. NCBI's taxonomy places the organism in Eukaryota, Viridiplantae, Streptophyta, Magnoliopsida, Poales, Poaceae.
AUGAGUAGUACUAGAUCAGAAGACAAUGGCGCCGCAGCCACCGCUUCCUCCGCCAGCGGCGACGGCGACAGCAUCGUCGAUCAGGACGUCUGGCUCGCCUGCGCCGUCCCGCUCUCCCGCCUCCCCACCGUCGGCGCCGAGGUCUACUACUUCCCGCACGGCCACGCCGAGCAGUGCUCCGCGCACCUCCCGGCGCCGCUCCCCGCGCCGCACCUCUUCCCCUGCACCGUCACCCACGUCACCCUAGGCGCGGACGACAAGACCAACGAGGUGUUCGCCAAAAUCUCCCUCAGCCCAGGCCCCCACCGCGGCGGGCCUUCUCGUCCCGACCCCACCAGCGACAGCAGCCCGCCGCAGGAGAUCAUGCUCAGCUACUUCACCAAGGAGCUCACGCAGAGCGACGCCAACAACGGCGGCGGCUUCUCCGUCCCGCGCUACUGCGCCGACCACAUCUUCCCCACGCUCGACUUCGACGCCGACCCGCCCGUGCAGAGCCUCGUCAUGCGCGCGACACCAGGGGCAACCCCUGGCAGUUCCGCCACAUCUACCGCGGCACGCCGCGCCGACACCUGCUCACCACCGGAUGGAGCAGGGGCCGCCGACCCGGACCAUCAGCCCCAGGCCCCGCCCCGCAACGCGCGCGCGCGGGUGCCGCCCCAGGACGUCAUGGAGGCCGCGCGCCUCGCCGCCGAGGGCAUGCCCUUCACCGUCACCUACUUCCCGAGGCAGGCCGCGGGGGAGUUCGUCGUCCCGCGCAGCGAGGUGGAGAAAGCGCUCGCCACCCGCUGGGAGCCAGGCACGCAGGUGCGCAUGCAGGUCAUGGAGGCCGAGGACACGCGCCGCACCGUGUGGGCCGACGGCCACGUCAAGGCGCUCCACCAAAACAUCUGGCGAGCGCUCGAGAUCGACUGGGAUGACUCCUCUCCAUUAUCACUAAAAUUGAGCAGAUUUGUGAAUGCUUGGCAAGUCCAGCUUGUUGCAUACCCUCCUCUUCCAAAUAGAGUGAGGAUUUGCGACCCAAUUGCACCUCUUUGCCCUGGAGAUGUCUCUUAUCCACUGAUCGGAUCGGAAAGCCAGGCAAUGGCUAUGAUAUUGGGGCCACCAAUUCCUGCUUGCAUGCAGGGAGCCAGGCACACCGGCCCUUGUGCUGCACCCUCUGAAUCUUCUGCAAUGCUCACGACUCAGUUGCUAUUCCCCCUAACCAACAGGGACUUCCAGAUGCCACCGCGUACAAGCCCCAGUGCUUCCUCUGAGAUUCUGGAUCCUGAAGCUGCUUCUCCUCCCAACAACUCAGUAAGCAUGCGUCCAGAGCUUCCAGUCCAAGUGAAGAGCAUACAGCUCUUCGGCGCCACGAUCACGCCCCAUGUUGUGCAGAGUGAAGAAGUGAUUGGAGCUCCUUAUGGCGAUGCUAUGGCUGAUGACAGUGUUGAAAAAGAUGUCUAA